GUUGAACGCAAAGCAGUGCAUUUCUAUUUGCGCAUCAGCAGAACAAACCAGAGCUGUUGCCGGCGCGAUUUCGCUCUUGUUAUCGUUUAGUAAUCCGAAAUACGCUAUUGAGAUCAAGCCAUGCCCUCCUGUUUCUCUCCCUCGACGCGAAACAAAGGGAAACCGAACUGCGACACCAUGGCCGCCGGGCUCGACUCCAGCAAGUACAAAAUGACCGUUCCUUCUUUCCUCUCCGACAACGUUCCGCCCAUGGGGAUUUACGAAACCCUCUACGCCUUCAAGGAUUCGUUCGGCGCGUUCAUGGGCACGUAUGACAGUGCGCACGUCCCCCUCGUUCUCAUUUCUCAUGCAAAAUACUAAAUCCACGCUUUGCUUCUUGGCACAGGUUUGCAUGACAAGUUCUGGUAGUCCAAAAAGCACUACAGUCCAGUGCAAGUUUGUCAUGCAAAACCGGCAUUCUUGCUGAAGCUGAUGCUUGUACUAUUGCCUUUCAUGCUAUACAAAUGAGCGGAAGCAGGGGGAGCUGUGCACUGUUAUAGCACGGAGGGAACCCACCCCUGGUCCCAGGGCUUUCCGCUGACGACCAAACUGACGGUAUCCUGAGUAAAAACGAUCCCACACGACCAGAGUCAAGUUGGGAAACCUGCAAGAAAAAUACACAAGCUUUGGCUGUUUCGCAUGACAAGUUUGGGCUCGCAAUGUAAGAAUCGCGCUCAGCUAGUGCAGAAGCGUCACAAAUCCAGCGCAUUAUGCUGAUUCGAGCAUCACAAAUUCCAGAACACGACUAGAGAGUGCUUCUCGUCGGGCUCCGCAUGAUAAACAGUUGGAGCAUGCCGACUUGCAUGACAGCUAGGGGGUGGUGACGUUUUUACACAGGAUGCAUGGGCGACCCGGCUGACCCGGCGGACGGCCCGGAGUUGCCGUCCUCGGUGGAAUAUCCAUUGCAAAUGUAUCGAUUCUACUCGUAGUUACCUUGCAGAGUUUUACUUAUGCCGAAAAUGAUAAAACUGCUUUAGCAUCUGAAAAGUCUGCAUAACAAACUCCACUAUCCUUUUUGAGGAUGAACAAAGAAGUUGUAAAAUGCAACUUCUACCACCUGUAUCUCUCUCGAACGAGUGUAGAAGUUGUGGUUGUGCGAAGACACGACUUGUUUUGCAAUGCAUAUGAAAGUGACUUUCGAAGACCGGUUUUACCCGAAGGCCUGGGGCCACCCAGCGCUGCGGAAAACGAUUGCGGACUACUACAACAAGUAUUACGUGAACGACCCAAAGUGCAACGAGGGGUUGUCGGAUGAGGAGAGGAAAUUGAAGGAAACGUACUUGAUAUGGAACGAAGAAACUGUGUAGUAUCGGGUGUCUUCGGGUGACAGCAUGACAAAUUUGUUCUGCAUGACAAAGAAAUGCUGUCAUGCACAGAUAGUACGUGAAAACAAAACACCUUAUAAAAUAGGACGUCAUGGCUGGCUAGCAUGACAACUGUAACACUGUUGCAUGUUUUGCAUGACAGACUUACACUUACCCAGUUUUUUUCUUCCAUACCUGAACAAGACGCCGAUUGAUGAGGAGAACAUCAUGAUUUUCGCCGGCGGCAGAUAUCGAAAGGAAAAAUCCCCCCUCCCCAUAUCAAAACGGAAUUUCUGAUGCUGGAUUUGUGUACACAAAUCAGGUUUGUAUUGCAGAGAGGCACUCCGGCCAAAUCCCCAGGCUAGGUAGGGCCGUAUGGGUCUAGUUGUUCAGCAUGGCAAGUGGGUCACUUUUAGGGCCAACAGCAUGGCAAAUCGCUUCCCUAGUGGGGCGGAAGCUUCUGCCCUUGUCUUCUUGCAAUACAAAUGCGAUUUGCGACCUCAAAGCAGCAACGCAAAUUUUCAGAAACAUACCUUUUCGAUAUGGGGAGGGGGGAUUUUUGCUUUUGAUAGCAGACCGGGCAUCUACACAGUGCUGGCUUUUUUGAAGAAGGAUGUGGAAGUCAGGAUCAGCAACAUGGAGUGGCCCGCGUAUCUGGAUAUUAUGGAGGUAUUUAUAAGUAGCUUUGAUGAUGACUUUGUUUGCUUUGCUUGAUUAGAUGCGUUGUUGACGCAUGUUUUUUAUGAUUUGCAAAACAGACACAGAGCAUGAGAAACUGCACCACAAUUGAAAUCUCACAUGCCACACACCGGUGAUCUACUACAUCGAAACAUCAGGCCACGAACACUUCCUGGACCGUCGUCCCGUGCAACCUGGAAAACGAAUUCCGCCCGACAAACGACCAGUACUACGAAAUUAGGAAGACUUUGAACUACAAGAAAAAAAUCUUCCCCAUCAUCUCCAACCCCGGAAACCCCACCGGGCACGUCCGCUGCGGUGAUGAGUUGAUAUGCACUACAAUUUUUUUUUUUUCCUCGCACGUACAAAAUGCAUUGCUAUACAACUUGUCAUGCUGAUAACGAUUGAAGGGGAGUUUUGUCAUGCAGAAAAAGCAUUUGCUUUUGGUACUUUGGUCGUGCACGGGAAAUUGAAACUUUCUGUGGAUAGUUGAAGCAUUUGGUCCACACGUUGGCAGAGAAGAACGGCGAGGGUCUUUUGCUAGUAUGCAUGGCAAAUAUCAUUUCUGCGUCUGGGAGCUCUAGAAACUUGCGUUGCUGAUAUUCGCAUCGCAGAGCGUCUUAACAAAUUUCAUGGCAUCACAAAAAAAAAUCGCCAGUCGUGUUUUACGCAUCACAUAUCCUUCCUGUGCUUCAGGUCUCGCAACACAAAUCCAGAGGAAAUACCAGAGAUACAACAUAUUUGCCCUGCAUAACUGGACGAAGCGUACGAAAUGUACCACAACCCCGCGUAUCAAAUGCAACUAUGCCUGGGUCUGGAAAUUUGUGAUGCAAAAAUGUGCAUGAUGAAAACACUUCCUUAUGCAGAACAGCAUGACAAGUUUGCAGAGCACUUACUCAUACGAACUCCGCAUGAGAAACUGCGUUUUUGUAUGACAUGAGAGGCUGCCACUUUUGUUGGUCGUGCAAUACAGAACUCACAGGAAUGCAGCACCAGCAUUACAAGUUCCAUCUUUCCAGAUCCAGACAUAUUUGCAAUGCAUACCGCGGUCUCCGGCUUGGCCUACGCCGAGGAUUUGGAAAACAGCAACCUGUUCUUCACCGGAGCUUGCACCAAGGGGUUGCAGUGUCCCGGGAUUCGAAUCGGGUGGAUGAUCGCGUCGAAGAAAAAUAUAUGCAUUGCAAAAGUGUCGCACAUUGACAUUUGUCGUGCAGAAUUAGGUAGAGGAAAAAGAUGUGUCAUGCAACAAUGCAAUUUGAUACUAGGACGAGUGCGUGUUCGAUCAACGUCUUUUGCAAAGGAUAGAACAUCGAAACUCUGUCCAACUUCUCCUCCUUCGGCAUGGGCGGCGUCUCCCAUCCAAGCCAGCACUACGCGGUGAAACUGUUCGAACCCGUCCGGGUGGCGCAAGCCAGGAAGGCCGUGCAGAAGCACUACGACUGGCAAAGGAAGCGGUACGGGGAGGCGUUCAAGGAACUGGGGCUGAAAAUCCACACUGGUACUUACUGGACUCAAUACAGAGUACAACUUAUUUUUUGUGUCUAGUACUUGGUUUGCAUGACAGAGGUCGUUUCGUUAUUAAUGCGUAGCUCGUUAUUUCGUUUGCUUAGUGAAAAUGCGUUGUGAAUUACUAGAACGAAAAAAAAAAAGGUAACGGCGGUUUCUACCACUGGCUGGAGCUUCCGGAGGGCAUGUAUCAACAGGAAAAAUCCCCCCUCCCCAUAUCAAAACGAAACUUCUGAUGCUGGCUUUUCUCGUACACAAAUCCGAUUUGUGUUGCAGUAAGGCAGCACAGCCAGAUUUUCGGCCUAGGUGGGGGCGUUUGGGUCUAGUUGCUUAGCAUUACAAACGGCUGUCCCCUAGGCGCAACAGCAUACCAAACCGCUUCCAUAAUGGCGCGGCAGCCUCUGCGCUUGUCUUCUUGCAAGACAGACGCGACGCAUGGUCUCAAAUCAGCAACGCAAAUCUUCGGAAACAUACCUUUUCGAUAUGGAGGGGAGGGGGGAUUUUUCCUUACAAUAGCAUGGACUGCCGAGAACUGAACAAACGGCUAUUCAAGAAGGGCGCCGCGAUUCUCGAGGGGCCGAUAUCAAGAUGAAAAAUCCCCUCUCUCUGUAUCGAAAUAUGAAGUUUCUGUUGCUGGAUUUGCGUACACAAAUAAGUUCUGUCUAGCAGCAGAGGACUGCAGUGAACUACUCCUCAGCCCGUUUAGGACAGUGAGGGUCUACUUCUAGCUGUCUAGCAUGCCAAACGCCUGCCCUGUAGGCCCAACCGCAUGAGAGCAAGUCCCUCGUCCCAUAAGAAAGCGGCGCACCCCUCUGCGCUUGUCUCCUUGCAAGACAAAGCUGACUUGUGCUCACAAAUCAGCAUCACAGGUUUGGAGGGGGGAUUUUUCCUCAUGAUAGCCGAACUGUGACAUGGCCCGGCCGCAUUCGAAGGACGAGAGUUACCAGAGCCCGUACCUGCGGUUCUUCCGGUUCUCUAUCCAAGAAAAAAACGUUGUUAGUGUAAAUUUGUGAUGCGCAACAUGCAAGUUGAUUGCGUCUGUCAUGCUUGGCAUGCCUCUGAGAGUCCAUUAAAGGGCGUUUUCCCGUACUAUCUGCGCGUGACAGGUUUUUGCUGCCAUGCCAGGCAAAUUUGUAAUGCUGUUCCUCCAAAAAAGUUGCACCUACAAUGUUUUUUUCUUGGAUAUUCUCCUUCGGGCCGCUGUUGCCGGAAACUUUUGAAGAGGAUGUGAAGAUCUUUUCGGAAGUCUACAAGCAAUACAAGAAAGACAUCGGGAUUGCGUAGAAACAGUUUUUUUUUGUACAACCGAAGUAGACGCCGGAGUUUUUGUUUUGCGGAGACUAGUUGGAAAACCAGAUAAGCGCAGCAUUCCUCACUUGUAGUAAAGAUGAGAACAAAACCAAAUAUAAGAUGAUAAAGUCCUCUGGGAUUGAAUUUGAAAUUUUUGAACGAACAAUUUUUGUCGAGAAAAAAAGAGGUCAGUCAGAAUAUUUGUAAGGACACGCUAUCUGAGAUAACUGAAUCGCAAUCAACGACGAGGAAAGAGCAACAUACUUCUCAAAAGUAGUUGUUUAUUCAAGAAAGGCAAGCAAAGUCGUCUACUUUAGUGUGAUGAAAAUACGCAGACGACAAGAAAAUCGCACGAGAUUUGGAUUCCUGUGAUCGUACUUGAACGGAAAACAUG
This is a messenger RNA of Amoebophrya sp. A120, 5211 nucleotides long. The record is from the annotation of a GenBank genome assembly. Lineage: Eukaryota; Dinophyceae; Syndiniales; Amoebophryaceae.